AGAUAUUUUUCUAGAGUUCAGAAUGACCAUGAAGACACUCAUCCUGGUACUGAGCAAUGUGGUCCUCAUCCAUUCCAAUACUCCAAAAUGCUGCAAUGGUAAUAAUUUGGCACUAUCAACAAGAAAAUGCUCAAAUGGUGAACCUCUACACGUCGGCCAUUGUAAUAAUACCUACCUCAUAGAAACUGAUGACAACUCAACGAUAACACUAGUGGAUCCGAAAAAUAACUUGGUGAUAGAUUCAGACUAUGAAGAAGCCAUUCCCGAACAUGACUUCUGUUUGACAACUCUUCAAAAAGACCAUAGAGAAGUAUACAUCGUUUGCUACGAUGUAACAGAUUCAGAUAUUCCGAAUGUUACAAUGACAGUGAAUACAGUUUUCCAACUAAUUUCGGUGUUUUUCAUUAUAGUGACUGUUGCAGUAUAUUUAACUAUUCCUUCACUUCUAGAUUUGCAGGGAAUCAACAUCAUUCAUUCCAUAUCUGGGUUAGCAUUUGCAUUCAUCAUUUUAUCAGCUCUGAAUUUCUCAGGUGGAGAAAUAAAUAAUCCUGUGGUUUGUCAUAUGCUAGCCUAUUUUCUCUAUGCCUCUUUCAUGUAUGCUUUCUUCUGGUUAAAUAUCAUCAGUUUCCACAUAUGGAGACAAGUCGUAAAUCCAAAAAUCUUUGCGAAAUUCAAAAGUUGGAAACUCGUGUAUUAUUGUUAUGGACUAGGGGGUCCGAUAUUUCUGCUGAUUUUUCUCUUAUCUGUCCACCACUCCGACUCCCCACAUUUGAAACAUAUUCAUCCUGGCAUAGGCCAGGUUAGUUGUUGGUUCAAAACAACAAGAGAGACGUCGAUAUAUUUAUACGGACCCAUAGCUGUACUGUUGGCAUUCAAUGUUGUAUUUUUUGCAUGGACAGCACUGGUGCUUUGGAGGCAAGCAGUUGAUCCUCCCAAUAGCAGCAGAGUACUCAAAUACAGGGUCCGACUGUACGUCAAACUCUUUUUUGUUAUGGGACUAAGUUGGAUUUUCGAAGUUGUCCAAGGAUUGAUGGUUUCUAAGGAGAGGUGGUAUUGGGUGAUAAUAGAUUUGAUAAACUCCCUAGAAGGUGUUAUAAUUUUUCUGAUACUUGUCGUCUUCCGAAAAAAAGUGAUCAGACACCUAGCAAAUAGACAGAGUUUCGCAAAAUUCAACUUUCCAACCAAGUGGCAACAGGUACACGACAGCGAGUGUGAAGAAUUAGAACAGGAAGGGGUGAACUUAGGAGCAGAAAAUCUUCACAAAAAGGAAAUAAUAAUAUUGGCGAAUUAA
This is a messenger RNA of Phaedon cochleariae (mustard beetle), 1291 nucleotides long. Lineage: Eukaryota; Metazoa; Arthropoda; Insecta; Coleoptera; Chrysomelidae. The record is from the annotation of a GenBank genome assembly.